AUGAAUGGAUUGCAACAUAAUCAUAAUAAUAUAAAUAAUGAUAACAAUGGUGAUAAACCAUCACGUCAUUUUGUGCAAUACGUUGUACCAGAUGGAAUUAUUGGUAGUUUAGGCAUUGUACAGAAAGGUGAUGAAUUACUUCAGGCUAAUGGCCACCGUAUUCGUGGUACAUCACAUACAAGUACUCUUCGGUAUUUACGCAGUUUGCCAUCAAGAAUUGAACUAGUAUUCGCUCGUAAGAAGCCGACUCACUUGACUGAAGAUGUCAAUGGGGGUGUCAUGGUUACAAAUGAGGAUAGCGAUCAACUGAUGGACAAUACAGAUGAACCACCACUGGAAGUUGUUGCCAGCGAAGUUGGUUCAGUUGAUACUGCCGCGUCGAUGAGACUGGUCAAUUCAUAUGAUGUGACCGAUCGACCCGCUUAUUCCGGUCCAGUAUCACCAGCAGCAGCGCACAGACGUGUUACUGAAUGGAUUCGAAAAUCUCAAGGAGACUUAUGUGUUACAGUUCCCUAUCCGUCUUCACCUGAAUCCGCUUCCAUAUUUGAACCGAGUCAUGCCAGAUCAGAAAAAGCUUCAUCUUAUGAUCAUGGGCCUCUAAAUUUUCAUACUUUUGAUCCCCGACGUGAUUAUAUGAAUUUUAAUCAUAUCAAUGGUGCACCGUAUUCACUGAAUACAACAACACUAGACAUCAGUCGUAAAUAUUCCCUGCCGAAUACUCAAAUGAAGUCGAAUACAUUAGGACGUUUACCAGUGUCGAAAUCGAGCCGAGGAUUCACUGAGUCCUUGUCUAGUGAGCAGCAAUAUGAUCGACGUCGUUAUCAAACUCUACCUCAUAAUCGUCGUCCACAGCGAAUAGAUCCUCGGUAUGGUUUUAAACGACCAUCUUGGUCGUCAGUUCCUUUGAUUAUUCAAUUGGAUAAAUCAUCUCUAGGAUUUGGAUUUAGCAUAGCUGAGUAUGAAGAACUACCAGUUACCGAUUUAGAAGGCAAGACAUCCCGAAAAGCGUUCACUCUCGAUCGAAAAAGUACUUCAACUACCUUGGAUUCAGAUCGUCAGUCAUUUCGAUCUUAUCGAUCCAGUUCUACAUCAUCACCAAGCAGAAAUAUUAAAUCCUCUAGUACUUUGAAAAGACGAUCUACAUGGUCCAGUCGAUUAAAAACACACGGUAUCCUAUUGAUUGACAGUUUAACACCCGGUGGUGUAGCACAAUUGGAUGGACGUAUAUCAAUUGGUGAUCGACUGUUGUUUGUUAAUGAUAGGAAUUUGAUGAAGUCUAGCGUACGUGAAGCAGCGCACACGUUGAAAUCACUUCCUAAUGGUCCAUGCCUAAUUGGAAUAGCUAAAAUGCAGUUAGAAUCAAAUGAAACCGAUAAUAUUCAAGAACAACAGCAACCACCUUAUCCAACACAAUCUAUGCUACCACCGACUUCCCAUGUUAGACCCUCUGUAAUUGGCUUGUUUCCAGGUGGUGAUGACAAUAGAAAGAUCAGUGUUCACUCUAAUUCAACCUAUCCUUUACAGGUGAACACGGGUGCUGCCAAUGAUGGUAAUAAUACAGUUGUAGAUGGUUUCAAUGUUGUGGCUGGUAUUGAAGAUUUGGCUUUGGAUUUUUAUACGCUCCCACUACUCUGUCCAAAUCCUGAACUGCACGCACCAGACUUACAAUAUGUCACUCCAGUCGACCCAAGCUUGGAGGUAACCAAGUGCCUUGAACGUGGACUCUUACCCAUAGGUAUGAAACUGGAUGCACUGGCCUGUCAUGGACAAGACGGUUGUCGUGUACUACAGGUUCUGGGUGGAGGUGCUAUUGCUCGUGAUCAAAUUCUCGUCACAAAUGAUUAUGUGACAAGUUUAAACGGUCAUUCUAUGCGUCACUUGGAUAAUCUUGGAGCAUUUGAAAUCUUGCAUUCACUAUCACAGAGUUCCGCUGUAAUUGAGAUAAAGUACCUUCCUGCUUCUGUUGUCGAGUCACAUCGAAUUGAAUGUUUAUCCAAAGCAAUGAAUCCGUCAGUUGAUAGGUUUAAUCAGAAGAGCUCUAUGCCUUAUUCGUCUAUUAUUCAACCAGUAAAUUGGUCAGUUCCAAUCGAGAUUGUGCUGCAUCGAUCCGACCCUAGUCAACAGUGGGGUUUAGUUGUAUCAGGUCCUGAAAUAUGCUCAGUAUUCAAUUGUCUUCCACCGAUGAAUUUAAAAAAUCCAAGUAUUAUUUCUGAAAUCUAUCCUAAUAGUGUUGCGAAGAUUUGUAAACUACUCAGUUGUGGUUUGUUAAUUUUACAAAUACAAGGUAAUGAUGUCUCUACAAAAGGUUCAGAUUACAUCAACAUGUAUCUUCAGUAUCUGUCAAAUCAGUCAGACAUACGCGAACUUCGACUGGUCGUGUGCCACUAUAACGAUGAUAGUGGUGGUGGUGGUGAUGAGAGUAAGCAGAAGGCUCUGCUGCAGCUGGCCAGUCAGAACAAUUAUGGUUUAGAUGCUUCCGACAAAAUUGAAUCACCAAACAGUUUGAAUAUGGCUCCAGCUGUACAUAAUCAGAUGCAACAAAAGAGUGGUGGUAUCCAAUCAGGCAUCUCUCCAGGUUCUAGUGAUAUGGAAAACCCUGAACCUCUGACUGACAUGGAAUCACGUGAAGAAGUGCAUAUUCUGUCUAGAGAAGUACCAUCACCAGAUCCCAAUAAUUCAUCUGAUUCACAGCAAAAGGAUUCCUGCAGAAUCAACCAGUCAAGAAGAAACAGUAGUCAGUGUUUAUUAUCUAAAGUAUCAUCACCAAUCGUCAAAGAUGAUGAUGAUGAAACUGGUGGUUUGAGGAAUGCAAUGUCUUCGGAUUUAACAAAAUUACAAAAUGGUCAGUUAAGUAGACAUUCACCUCCUACAGUACCACCUCGACGACUUUCUGUACCAUCUAGAAAACAAUCUGUCGGCAAUUCAACUAAGGCAGUAAUUAGCAUUUCAGGUGUUAAUCAAAUGCGUUUCGACAAUCUAGCCAACUUGUAUUCACGUAAUAAUCAAGAUGAAAUACUCAUUGUUCGCAUACCACUGCCAUCAUCAUCACCAUCAUUAUCACCUAUGCCUAAUGGUGAUAUUGAUUGUGAUCAAGGUGAUCAAAGCAGAGUUAUCAAUCUUGGCAUUCGUCUUGUCGGUAGUCGGAAUCCUGAAAAUGUUGCCACUUUUAUUGCAGGUUUUCAAAAGGAUUCAAUUGCAAUGCAUCAUAAUGUUGGUUUGCAGAUUGGUGAUGAAAUUGUACAGGUGGAAGGUGUCAGUGUUUGUGGAAUGAAUCAUUUAACCGUUCACCAAACUAUCCAAUCAAAGAUUAAAGAAAUUCUAAUGUCUAAAAUUGAUACUGAUCAAGAUGACACUAUUGAUAAUCAUAUUAGUGUAAAACAGAUAAGUGAUUCAACUCUUCCAAUAAAAAAAUCCUUUAUCACUUUGAUUAUUCGACGUAAUCCAAUAAAUUUAUCGUUGAUGACAUCAAGUCCAACUGGCUUAUCUACAUUAUAUGAACAUACUGGAUCACCGAUAAAGGUGGUUAGUAAACCACCAUCAGAUGUCUAUUCUCCAUUGGAUGAGAAUACUUUCAAUACUAGUCCUACUUCUGAGGUGUUAUCAUCAUCGUCUGAUUUACUGCCGACUGGUUCAAAACCAAUUCCACAUUCAUUUUUAAAACAAAUAAUGAUUGAACUGAAUGAAGAUUUUCAUAAAUUUCAAUUGUUCGACAUUAAUUUGGAGAGAAGUCCUGAUGGUUUUGGCAUAUUUAUUGUCAAUUUGGGUCCAAACAAUGAAUCUGGUGUAUUUGUCACUGAAAUUCGUCCAAACAGUCCGGCUUCUUUGCAAGGUGUACUCAGACCUCAUGAUCGUAUACUGGCCAUUGAUGGUCAGCUUCAACAUGACUACGAAAAAACAUUGGAAUUACUGCAACAAUCGAGAAAAUCUGUCCGCCUAACAAUCGGUAGACAAAUUCCCAGUAAAAGUGAGUCAGCACAACAAUCCACCACUGCGAUAGCACAAGUAACCAGUAUUGAUGCGAAAAGAAGUAAUAAUAAUCAUAAUAAAGACCAGGCUAAGCCGUCUAUUGUGCCUGGAAUUCCUGCCACUGUAACACUGUACAAAAAUGAUGGUGGACUUGGCUUCUCGAUCGUUGGUGGAAGUGAUACAGUUUUGGGUAAUAUUUUGAUACAUGAGAUUCACUCCGGUGGUGCUGCUUCACGUGAUGGUCGACUACAGGUUGGUGAUCGUUUAUUAGCUGUCAAUGGAAUUGAUCUUCGUGAAGCUACUCAAAAAGAUGCUACAAAAAUUAUACGUGCAGCUGAAGAUUGUAUCCAAUUACUGGUAUACAGGGAUCCUGAACCACAGUAUCUAAAUCAAGGUGUAUUUGAAUGCUAUAGUGUUACAUUGAAACGUGAUGUACCUGGACAGAGUUUGGGUUUAUCCUUAAUUGGUAGACCUCACUAUUCAACUGGUACAGCGAUUGGCGGAAUUACGGAGAAUAGUCCAGCUUCUCGAUCGAAUUUACUAGAGGUUGGUGAUAUCAUUUUAGAAAUCAAUGGUUGGGAUAUGCGUUUAGCCAAAUCCGAUGAAGUGGUCAAUCUACUUAAGAAGGCUCAUGGUGAAGUUAAAUUAUUAAUUGGACGUUAUAAAACUUCACCAUCACUGUAUGCUUAUCCACGAAAUCGAUUACAUGUUUACGUAGUUGUAUUGGAACGUCGCCAAUUAGGAUUCUCUAAUAUUCAAGAUGGGCAUCAGUCAACUUGUGGACAGUCAACACCUGCACCUGAUGAAGAACAGCAACUACUAUCACCACAACAACAGUUUGUCAGUCAUGUAAAUCAGAAUGGAUUAUUAUCACCACUAAUCAGCAAACAAGUAGUCGGUGAUCAUAAUACUGAUGAUGGUGGCGGUGGUAACGUCGACGAAGAUAUUGACGCUAACGAUGAAAUUGCAUCAGCUGCAUUCGGCCUACGCAUUCGUGAAGCGAAUUCACAAGAAUUAUGGGAUUCAUACAGUCGAUUGAUUGUUGACAGUAUUCAACCUUAUAGUCCAGCUGAUCGAUCAGGCAUGAUUAUGCCUGGAGAUCGUUUACUGACUGUGGACCGUGAGCCCGUGGAUUGGUUAAGUCCAACUGAAGUUGUGCAGCUAUUGGCUACUUUACCUUACUGUACAAUUGAAUUAGGUCGUUUACCCUAUUUAAACCCACCUUCCGAUGUUAAAGUUCAUAAUCACGCUUCAAUGAUCAAUAAUGCUGUACAUAACGAUAACAGUAGUAAUAGUCAUUCGUCGACGCCAUCUCCAUUUCAACGAGUUGAACGGGAAGAGCAUGAUAUUCACCCACCAUAUCCACCACCAUCAGAAGAAUUGCCAGCAUUGUUUGGCGGUAAUAUGCCAUACAUUGAACCGCCGAAUUUUAUACGUGAUAUGGAGACGUUGCGUGAACAACCAGAUGAUGAUCUCGACGAACAAGCAGAGAAUAUAAUUGAAAAUACGCCUAAUCAAGUAGGAUUCGAAAGUCUACUACAAAAACCAACAGAUUCUCGAUAUGAGCAAAACCAACCGAAUACUAUCGGCAGCAAAGAUCACAUCGACUAUUUGACGGUGAAUAUGACGCCUUUAAGUUCAGAUGAAAUAGAGAAAGCCUUAGAGUUGGCUGAAAGAGCAAGUGGAGGAUUUUAUGUAAGACAAAUCUGUUUACCAGCUGCGCCUUUAGUUAAUACUCCAACGAAAGAUGAACUAAACCAGCAUGAAUCAUCCCAACCGCGUUUAGGCUUACGCCUUAUUGAUGGUCCUGGUGUAAGUGGGCCAGUAGUUGUACGUAUUGAACCAGAUUCGUGUGUAUCUAGAACAGAUAUUCAAAUUGGUGAUCGUAUUCUUGGAUUAGACGAUAAAUUGUUACUUUGUUUCAGUCAAGGUCAAGGUGACAAUUCCGCCAAUGAUAUUCUACGGACGAUUGAAAAUAUUUGGAUUUCACGUUCAAUGAAUUCUUCUUCAUCUGAGUUCACAAGUUAUGAACAAAAUCCUUGUCGUUUAACAAUUAUCAGUAAUCGUAGUCUAGCAUUAUCAGUAGCACCAACAUCAAAUUCAUCUUGUAUUGACAUUGAUAGUUGUAGUAAUACGAAGAAAGAAGUUGAGGAGCCAUUAUUGACGGCAAAGCAGACAGUUGAGGUGCUUUGAACUAGAUAGUGUACAAAUU
Molecule: messenger RNA, 6178 nt
Organism: Heterobilharzia americana
Lineage: Eukaryota; Metazoa; Platyhelminthes; Trematoda; Strigeidida; Schistosomatidae
Source: the annotation of a GenBank genome assembly